Molecule: messenger RNA, 1116 nt
Organism: Apus apus (common swift)
Lineage: Eukaryota; Metazoa; Chordata; Aves; Apodiformes; Apodidae
Gene: FBXO39
Product: F-box protein 39
Exons: 3
Source: RefSeq, a predicted model, not a curated record
UGUCUGUUUGGGGCAAACUUGGCCAAGAGAGCCCCCAUAUUGAAUGUGGACUUCUUCUUUGAAAGAGUUAUGAAGCAUGAUCAACUAGCCAGGAUCCUGCUAGCGGAGAUCUCGGUCAGGUGCAUCAGUCUACAGAGCUGUCCUUUCAGUGACCCAGAAUAGAUAAUGAGACCGACGCUCACUAACCUCCCAGCCUACUGCCAUCUUCUGCAGGAAUUAACACUUGAAUUGAACAAUGACCAUGAGCUGCUGGACAACAUGCAUCUACAGCUCAUCUUAUCAUGCAUGUUAUUUCUGAAAGUCUGGGCAUUUCCAAGUGUUACCUUUAUGGAGAGGCUGCUACAAAACUGUGCAGAAAGCAAAUGCAUUUUGACUAAUAUCAAGAGCAGGAUUUACACAGCCCACCAAGACACUAGUGAAAAGGAUGGGCUGUUGGGUGAUAUUUACAGGAAGUUCAAACACCUGAUUGACUCAGAGCUUAAUUACUUUGUCAUCACAUACCCAGUAGUGUAAACAACAGAGGGAGACAAGAAUAUCCAGUGACAUCUGCAAGCAAUGAGCAGAUUCUUUGGAGGGAUUUGAGUCUUGACAGCAGGGCUUCUGAAAGGGAGUACAGCAAGAGAGAGGCAAUGGACACCUUUACACUCCAUGCAUUAAAAUGCUGGACUUGGAAGCUGGCCUCCUAUGUCUCCAGCAUCACCUAUUCUUGCCCUUGUUUUGUUUUUCCUCACCAGAGCCAAAGGAAGCAAUGAGCCUUUUUCUACCCUUACAGGCAUCUCUAGUAAAAAUAAGGCCCUCCUCUUUUUUCAGCUCUUCUCAUUGUAGUGCUUCAAACAUCUUACCAAUGAAGCCCAUCUUGUUCUUUCCAUUUUACAAAUAGUGAAACUGAGACAAAGGGUGAGGAAGUGAUUAGCCCAAAGUCAGCCUUGGCUUCAUCUUGAGUCAGGUGUGUCAGCUGCACUAUCCAGAGUAUCACCAUUCCCUACCUCCAUGUUUGAUAGAAACACCAAAAUGUGAUUUAGGAUGAGACUCCUGCUCUAGCUGCCACAGCCUCUAGACCUUUCAAUGGCAAAAGAUGUCGUUGGUUGCACAUGAGAUAAAUAAUAUGGAGGAAGG